This is a messenger RNA of Phacochoerus africanus (Common warthog), 3743 nucleotides long. It is a transcript of the gene TTF2, whose product is annotated as transcription termination factor 2. The record is from RefSeq and is a predicted model, not a curated record. Gene Ontology annotation, molecular function: ATP binding; zinc ion binding; ATP-dependent chromatin remodeler activity. Lineage: Eukaryota; Metazoa; Chordata; Mammalia; Artiodactyla; Suidae. The transcript has 23 exons. The coding region runs from base 40 to 3540 and encodes 1166 amino acids.
GGGUUGGGGUAGCUUGGGGAAGGAGAAAGAAGGAGCAGGAUGGAAGUGGUUAGGUGUCCGCAGCAUGGCACUUUAUGCUUUCUGAAGACCGGCGUCCGCGAUGGCCCGAAUAAAGGAAAGAGCUUCUACGUGUGCCCGGCGGACACAUGCAACUUUCUGAGGGCUAUUGACAUUCCUGUUUCUCACUGUUUAUUGCAUGAAGACAUGGUGGUAGAGCUUCAGGGCCUGUUUCUACCACAGGGCAAGAAAGAAUACAGGCUAUUGUUCCGAUGCACUAGAAGUAAGGCAGAGGGGAAGCGGUGGUGUGGAAAUAUCCCAUGGCAGGAUCCUAAUUCCAAAGGAUAUUCUGUAACCAGUAAGUCUCAGCAUGCAUCUGAGCCCCCUCAUUAUCCUUUCAGCCAGCAGAGAAACCCAUUCAAGGUACUUGACAAGAAUCAAGAACCUUCCCUCUGGAAGCAGUUCAUCAAGGGUGAAGAUGAGGAAAAGACAGCCCAUAAGAAGCAAAAGGAAAAGGGACAUCCACUCCUGGAUCAAGACAAGGUGCAGAAGCCUGAAUCUAAGUGCUGGAUGGAGAAGGAUCUCUCAUCUGGCCUGGUGGUAAAGGAAAAACCAUCUGCAGUUCAAGAGAAGCAGCGAGGGGAGAAGACAGAGUUUCAGUGUGACACAAAGGAGCUUGAAGGGAUGCACCAAAGAAAGCUGUUUGAGAUAAAAUCCAGACAGGUUCACAAGGAUGAGCUGAGAGAACCUCCCGUGUCUCAGGAGACAGCAAAUGGUGACAGUUACAUCCGAAAAGAAUCAGAACCUCCGAGGAAAGAGGAAACUAAGCCUUUGCCUCGAACUGUUCCCAGUCAACACCCAAUAAACCAGCCCCAGAAAGGAGGCCACCUCAGCCAGGAGCACCCCCAGAGCUGGGAGGUGGGAGAAACAAAGACAGAGGAUGACCCGAGCUGCUCGCAGACCCUCCAGAAGAGGCUGCUGCAGGGCCAUUCUCACGCACAGUCGGAGACCCGUGAUGUGUCUGCUCUGAAAGAACCAGCCGCUCAGCCUGCACCGCCGGCCACCCGGCAUCCCCGGGGAGAGGGAGAAGAUGUUGACACAAGCAGUGGUGACAGUGAGGAAGAGGACGUUGUUUUUGUUUCCUCCGAGCCAGGGAGCCCCUUACUCUUUGACCUGACUCCAGACUCACAGAAGAAGGAGAACCUUAAAUUCCCUGGCCAAAGUGAGCAAAGAAAGAUUUCUCCUGCCUCCGGUGUUUGCAAGAAAGGAGAACCUUUAGACCCAGCAGUCCAACGCGUGCACCUCACAGCACAACUGAAACAAAAGAAGAGCACUCUGGCAUCGGUGAACCUCCAGGCCCUUCCAGACAAGGGUCAGAAGUUGUUCAAGCAAAUUCAGGAGCUGGAGGAAGCCCUCGGGGCCCUCGCCCUCUACCCAGAGCAAGAUGCGAAUGAGAAGAGGAACACCCAAGUACCACAACAGUGGAACUCCACCAAAACGAGCUCUGACCCACCCCACUUGGUGCCUCCCAGACCCCUGCAGGGCCAGGAUCUGCAGCCUCUGGCUUCUCUGGGACUGAAGGCUGCCCGCCAGGAGAUUGCUGGAGGGUCCGGCCAGUGCCGUGGAGGCCCUACAAGCCAAGAUCGGCUUCACUUAGUGUGGAAAGUGACAAGUGAAGCCAUUGACGAGCUGCACCGAUCACUCGAGUCACGUCCUGAUGAGACAGUUGUGGCAGAGGAUCCAGUUGGGUUGAAGGUCCCUUUGCUGCUGCACCAGAAGCAGGCAUUAGCCUGGUUGCUGUGGCGGGAAAGUCAGAAGCCACCAGGAGGAAUUCUGGCGGAUGAUAUGGGAUUAGGGAAAACCUUGACAAUGAUUGCACUCAUCCUGACCCAGAAGAAUCAAGAGAAAAAGAAAGAAAAGGACAAAACCACGUCUUUGACUUGGCUUUCCAAAACUGACUCCUCUGAGUUCACUUCCCAUCGAACACUCAUCAUCUGUCCCGCUUCCUUGAUCCAUCACUGGAAAAAUGAGGUGCAGAAACGUGUGCGAAGCAACGAACUAAGAGUCUAUCUCUAUCAUGGGCCAAACCGGGAUCAAAAUGCGAAAGUCCUCUCUACGUAUGACAUCGUAAUCACUACCUACAGCCUUCUGGCCAAGGAGAUUCCCACAAAGGAGCAGGAAAGAGAGGUCCCGGGCGCAGAGCUCAGCGUGCAGGGUACUGUCUCACCAUUGCUUCGAAUCGUCUGGGCUCGAGUCAUCCUGGACGAAGCUCACACUGUUAAGAAUCCCCGGGUGCAGACGUCCAUGGCCGUGUGUAAGCUCCAGGCCCAAGCCCGUUGGGCUGUCACUGGAACCCCCAUUCAAAACAACUUGCUGGACAUGUAUUCCCUGCUGAAGUUUCUCCGUUGUUCUCCAUUUGAUGAAUUCAGUCUCUGGAAGAGUCAAGUUGACAAUGGUUCAAAGAAAGGAGGAGAACGGUUAAAUAUUUUAACCAAGAGCCUUUUGCUGCGGAGAACCAAAGACCAGCUGGACUCCACCGGCAAACCCUUGGUGGAGCUGCCCCAGCGUCAAUUUCAGGUGCACCGUUUAAAGCUUUCCGAAGAUGAAGAGACUGUUUACAAUGUUCUUUUUGCAAGAUCAAGGUCAGAUUUGCAGUCUUAUCUAAAAAGACAUGAAACUGGGGACAGAUCAUCUGCAAGAAGCCCUGAUAAUCCAUUCAAUAAAGUGGCCCAGGAGUUUGGGUCUGAUGGGCCCAGACGCCCUGUGGCAGGAGACCUGCAGGGGUCCAGCACGGUCCACAUACUGUCCCAGUUGCUGAGACUUCGCCAGUGCUGCUGUCACCUUUCUCUGCUGAAGUCGGCCCUGGAUCCGACAGAGCUGAAGAGUGAAGGCCUGGUCCUUUCCCUGGAAGAGCAGCUCAGUGCCUUGACCUUGUCCGAACUCCAUAGCUCAGAGUUGUCUGCUUCUGCGUCCCUUAAUGGCACCUGCUUCAAGGUGGAGCUUUUUGACAGCAUGAGGCAAAGCACCAAGAUUUCAUCGCUGUUGGCAGAACUGGAGGCAAUCCGAAGAAAUUCAGGGUCCCAAAAGAGUGUCAUCGUCUCCCAGUGGACCAGCAUGCUGGAGGUUGUAGCCUUGCACCUCAAGAGACACAGAGUGACUUAUGCCACCAUCAAUGGCUCUGUCAACCCCAAACAGAGAAUGGAUUUGGUGGAGGCGUUUAACAGCUCUGGAGGCCCUCAGGUCAUGCUGAUCUCUCUCUUGGCUGGAGGGGUUGGUCUAAACCUGACUGGAGGAAACCAUCUUUUUCUUCUGGACAUGCACUGGAAUCCAUCACUUGAAGAUCAAGCCUCUGACCGAAUUUACCGGGUGGGGCAGCAGAAGGAUGUUGUCAUACACAGAUUUGUUUGUGAAGGAACAGUGGAAGAGAAAAUCUUGCAGCUCCAGGAAAAAAAGAAAGAUUUGGCCAAACAGAUCCUAUCAGGAUCUGGAGAAUUUGUUACCAAGCUCACCUUGGCAGACCUCAAAAUCCUUUUUGGCAUCUAACUUCAUGUUUCUGGGGCUCAGAAUAGUGCCACUGUUGGUUUGUAUUAGGGUCUGGGCAUAACAACUAAGAAGCUUUGAGCUCUCCUUGGCAUUCCACUUCACUGGCAACUUACCCUGUUAACCAGUUGGGCGACCACUCAUGUUAACGCAUCAGCUUAUUUAAUGAGUGACAUAGAAACCAAUAAAUUACUUCAGAUAAAAUG